AGGUCUCUGUCCGGUCCUGUGCUCCGGGCACGGCCAAUAUGGAGGCGGCCUCUGCCACUGCGAGCAGGGGUGGAAAGGACCGGAGUGCGAGAUUCCAGAAACCGACUGUAGAGUAGCCGAUUGCUCGGGUCACGGUCAGUGUGUGAGAGGAUCCUGCCAUUGCAAGCCUGGAUGGAAAGGAGAAGGCUGUGAAGAUCCGGACUGCGAAGAUCCGACUUGUUCAGAGCACGGAGCAUGUGUUCAUGGUCAAUGUUAUUGCAAGGCUGGUUGGAAGGGAGCACAUUGCAACAAAAUAGAUGAACAAGUACACAAGUGUUUGCCGACAUGUUCAGAACACGGAGUAUAUGACUUGGAAGCUGCCAAGUGCGUGUGUAACAGGCACUGGACAGGACCGGAGUGUUCUCAAGCGCUGUGUAAUUUGGACUGCGGCCCGCACGGUCAGUGUGACACCGGGAAAUGUCGCUGCGAGCCCGGCUGGACGGGAUCCCGCUGUGAACAACUACCCUGUGACGUGAGGUGUCAAGAGCACGGUCAGUGCCGCAACGGGACUUGCGUGUGUUCUCAAGGAUGGAACGGACGGCACUGUACUCUACCCGGUUGUGAGAAUGGUUGUUCUGGUCAUGGUCAGUGUACUCUUGAAGAAGGCCUCUACAAGUGUGUUUGCAUUCAGGGAUGGGCUGGAUCUGAUUGCAGUAUAUCCUUGGAACAGGACUGUCAGGAUGAUUUAGACAACGAUAAUGACGGAAUGAUCGAUUGUUCCGACAGUGAAUGUUGUUCCCACCCCAGUUGCUCCGACCAUAUAAUGUGUAUCUCUAGCAACGAUCCUGUAGAAGUCCUGCUGAGGAAGCAGCCUCCUUCAGUCACGGCUUCCUUCUAUCAACGGGUCAAAUUCCUGAUCGAGGAAAAUUCAGUACAAUCCUACGCACACAUGGAUGAGUAUACGGAGAGCGAGUUCUGGAACUCCUUUACACCGCGCCGAGUUGCAGUUAUGAGAGGUCAAGUGGUAACACCGCAGGGACUGGGAAUUGUUGGCAUCAGAGUCUCCGUUGAUAAGGAAUCAAGGUUUGGUUUCACUCUCACAAGGCAAGGUGGAUGGUUUGAUGUAUUAGUUAAUGGUGGUGGAGCAGUCACAUUGCAGUUCCAAAGAUCACCCUUCAAACCGAUGACAAUAACUGUUUUUGUACCAUGGAAUCAAAUUAUAGUACUUCCUCCUGUGCAUAUGCAGCUCAGCGAUGAUGCAGACGUUGGUCAUGUCAAAACAAGCUUUUUGGCCAUGAAUCCGGCUCUGAACUUCCCCGGCGUAUCCCGGAGCUUCUUCGGCCCCGAUGGGGGGCUCCCCAACACAUGUGACGACCACGACCCCGACAUCCUCAACCCCAUCAUAACGGGAACAUGGCUGCCGGAAGCUGUGGGCGGCAUGCAGGGAAAGAGCGUCGUCUUCGCAGAGACGCAAAUCGUGCAGGAGUCGAUAGCGAUUCCAGGGUCGGACUUGCACAUUCUGUAUCAGAGUUCGCAGGCAACGGGGUAUCUGAGUACUAUUUAUAUGAAGCUGACGGGGCCUACGAUUCCUGAGAGUUUAACUCAUGUUUAUAUCAGGGUGGAAGUGGAAGGUUCUCUGCACACGAAAACAUAUGAAGCUGAUCCUAACCUGACCCAUACUUUUGCCUGGAGUAAGCGGAAUAUUUACAAACAGAAAGUCUACGGUAUCGUUCAAGCGAAAGUCUCGAUCGGUUACCAACACAGCACCUGCUUGGAGCCUGUUUGGGAGACGCAAACGACUGACAUCAAAGGAUUCGAUGUCGACAUAUCGGAUAUUGGAGGCUGGGGAUUGGAUAUUCACCACCAUUACAACUUUCACGAAGGUAUUUUACAAAAAGGCGACGGCUCGACUCUGCAUUUCAAACAAUACCCCCGCAUGGUGCGGGUCAUCAUGGGAACCGGCCUCCAGAGAUCGCUGAAUUGCCCGGGACAAUGCGGCGGGCCUGCCAAAGACGCGAAGUUGUUAACACCGGGAUCGUUGGCCACGGGACCCGAUGGCAGCAUUUACGUGGGCGAUUUCAAUUUGGUUCGCCGAAUCACACCCGAGGGAAAUGUUUAUACUGUACUGCAAUUAAGGGCUACUCAAGUAGCCUACCAGUACUAUUUGACCAUGUCUCCUGCUGAUGGACAUCUCUACAUCUCAGAUCCAGAAAAACACCAAAUUCUCAGGGUGCUUUCCUUAGAACCAGUCCAAGAUCCCAAUAUCAACAGUGAACCGGUAGUAGGAAACGGCGAACGCUGCAUCCCCGGAGACGACAGUGCCUGCGGGGACGAGGGUCCUGCUAAAUACGCCCGUUUGGCCCAUCCCAAAGGACUUGCCAUAUCAGUCGACGGCACCAUGUACAUCGCCGACGGAACAAACAUAAGGGCGGUGGACACGAAGGGCAUCAUCCACACGCUGAUCGGCAAUCACGGACAUCACAAUCACUGGAUACCCAUUCCUUGCAGAGGGGCCAUCGAGGCCGCCCAGGCGCAACUUCAAUGGCCGACAGGUCUAGCCUUGAGUCCUUUGGACGGUUCCCUUCAUUUCGUGGACGACAGAUUAAUCUUGAAGUUAACGGCAGAUCUGAAAAUCAAAGUGGUAGCGGGAACGCCUCUACAUUGCCACAGGGAAGACAACAGCACAAACAACGACGAUAUACUGGGUACUGUUCUGGCGUUGACCUUCGCUUCCAAUGGUGAUCUAUACAUCGCUGAAUCUGAUUCUCACAGUGUUUACUAUGUUAGAACUAUAGAUACAUCUGGUAA
Molecule: messenger RNA, 2787 nt
Organism: Leptinotarsa decemlineata (Colorado potato beetle)
Lineage: Eukaryota; Metazoa; Arthropoda; Insecta; Coleoptera; Chrysomelidae
Gene: Ten-a
Product: Teneurin-a transmembrane protein
Biological process (GO): motor neuron axon guidance
Source: RefSeq, a predicted model, not a curated record